This is a messenger RNA of Manis javanica (Malayan pangolin), 3309 nucleotides long. RefSeq names its product signal recognition particle 72 (gene SRP72). Gene Ontology annotation, biological process: SRP-dependent cotranslational protein targeting to membrane. The record is from RefSeq and is a predicted model, not a curated record. Lineage: Eukaryota; Metazoa; Chordata; Mammalia; Pholidota; Manidae. Gene Ontology annotation, molecular function: 7S RNA binding; protein binding; ribosome binding. Gene Ontology annotation, cellular component: signal recognition particle, endoplasmic reticulum targeting.
GGUCGUCCCGCCCCCGCUCGCGUCUUCUUCAAGAUGGCGAGCAGCGGCGGCGGAGGGGUGUCGGUAUCUGCGCUCUGGAGUGAAGUGAACCGUUAUGGCCAGAACGGCGACUUCACGCGCGCUCUCAAGACUGUCAACAAGCUACUGCAGAUUAACAAGGAUGAUGUAACUGCCCUACAUUGUAAAGUGGUAUGCCUUAUCCAGAAUGGAAGCUUCAAGGAAGCCUUGAAUGUCAUCAAUACUCACACCAAAGUGUUAGCCAAUAACUCUCUUUCCUUUGAGAAGGCAUAUUGCGAGUACAGGCUGAACAGAAUUGAGAAUGCCUUGAAAACAAUAGAAAGUGCCAAUCAGCAGACAGACAAACUAAAGGAGCUUUAUGGACAAGUGUUGUACCGGUUAGAACGCUAUGAUGAAUGCUUAGGUGUAUAUAGAGAUCUCGUCCGGAACUCCCAAGAUGAUUAUGACGAGGAGAGAAAAACAAACCUUUCAGCAGUUGUUGCUGCUCAAAGCAACUGGGAAAAAGUGGUUCCAGAGAACUUGGGCCUCCAAGAAGGCACACAUGAGCUGUGCUACAAUGCUGCAUGUGCACUGAUAGGACAAGGCCAGCUGAACCAGGCAAUGAAAAUCCUACAAAAAGCUGAAGAUCUUUGCCGUUGCUCAUUAUCAGAAGAUUCUGAUGGUACUGAGGAAGACCCACAGACAGAGCUGGCCAUCAUUCAUGGGCAGAUGGCCUAUAUUAUGCAGCUUCAGGGUCGUACAGAGGAGGCUUUGCAACUUUACAAUCAGAUAAUAAAACUAAAGCCAACAGAUGUGGGAUUGCUAGCUGUGAUUGCAAAUAACAUCAUUACCAUUAACAAGGACCAAAAUGUCUUUGACUCCAAGAAGAAGGUGAAAUUAACCAAUGCGGAAGGGGUAGAGUUUAAGCUUUCCAAGAAACAACUGCAAGCUAUAGAAUUUAACAAAGCUUUACUUGCUAUGUACACAAACCAGGCAGAACAGUGCCGCAAAAUAUCUGCCACUUUGCAGUCCCAAAGUCCUGAGCAUCUCCUGCCUGUGUUAAUCCAAGCUGCCCAGCUCUGCCGUGAAAAACAGCACACCAAAGCAAUAGAGCUGCUUCAGGAAUUUUCAGAUCAGCAUCCAGAAAAUGCAGCUGAUACUAAGUUGACCAUGGCACAGCUAAAAAUUUCCCAAGGUAAUAUAUCCAAAGCAUGUCUAAUAUUGAGAAGCAUAGAGGGGUUAAAGCAUAAACCAGGCAUGGUGUCCGCAUUAGUGACCAUGUAUAGCCAUGAAGAAGAUAUUGAUAGUGCCAUUGAUGUCUUCACACAAGCUAUCCAGUGGUAUCAAAACCAUCAGCCCAAAUCUCCUGCUCAUUUGUCCUUGGUGAGAGAAGCUGCAAACUUCAAACUCAAAUAUGGGCGGAAGAAGGAGGCAAUUAGUGACCUGGAACAACUAUGGAAACAGAAUCCAAAAGAUAUUCAUACCCUGGCACAGCUUAUUUCUGCCUACUCACUUGUAGAUCCUGAGAAAGCAAAAGCUCUUAGUAAACACUUGCCCUCGUCAGAUAGUAUGUCUCUAAAAGUAGAUGUUGAGGCUCUUGAAAAUUCUCCUGGUGCUACAUAUAUCCGGAAGAAGGGUGGAAAAGUUGCUGGAGAUAGUCAGCCAAAGGAGCAAGGACAGGGAGAUUUGAAGAAGAAGAAGAAGAAGAAAAAGGGAAAACUGCCUAAGAAUUAUGACCCAAAAGUGACCCCAGAUCCAGAAAGAUGGCUACCAAUGCGAGAACGUUCUUACUACCGGGGAAGAAAGAAGGGUAAAAAGAAAGAUCAGAUUGGAAAAGGGACCCAGGGAGCAACUGCAGGAGCUUCAUCUGAACUGGAUGCCAGUAAAACCGUGAGCAGCCCCCCAACUUCCCCAAGGCCUGGGAGUACAGCAGCAUCUGUGUCUACAAGUCACAUUGUAGCCCCACGACACCAGAAGCCUGCAGGGGCUCCAGCAGCUAAAAAGAAACAGCAGCAGAAAAAGAAGAAAGGGGGAAAAGGUGGCUGGUGAUCAGAACAUUCUUGUUGCAGGCCUUUUUUAAACUAGUCCCACUGACAGUAGGAACAUAAUCAAGGUAACACAGAAAGAAGCACAGAACUGCUCCCUCUCCCACACCCACAUUUUCAUAGAAUUUUCCUUGUGCAUCAAGCAGGAAAACGUCUUCCUCAGACUGCCCAGUCAGACUUGGCCUACUUGCACCACCUAGCUUUUGCACAGAUGAUAAGGACUCAGAAUAAUUGAGCAUUUACACACCUUGGUAUGUGUUGCAUCCUCUCUGUGUGCUCAUCUGGUGUUUUUUCAGUUUUACAAACAAGGCAUGUUAUCCAAAGUUUCCUAGGGAUUAAACAGAAACUACUUCCACUGUUUCAGUUAGAGUCUGAAGAUACUUAUUCCUGUCAAAUCCUACUUCAAAUUAUGCCUUAGGAAGCCUUGGGAGACUGAAAGUGGAAUUUUCUGAGCAUUCCAAAUAUCUGCUUAGAAAUAUCAUGUGAUAAAAAGGGACCUUAUUAAAACACUAGUGUUCUUCACUUCAUUAUAUAAGUGGCCACAGGAAAACUAAAAUUAAUGUCUUGAUCAAUUUUGACCAUAAAUUCUCUGUCAUAUGAUACUGAAAUAUGGGAUACUAUAAUAGAGUAGUGAAAAGUAUGUAUAUGUGUUUAUAUACAUACAGGCACACCUAAAUACAUAUAUAUAAAUUAGGACUCCUUUGUGCCCCAUAUCAUUUUCAGAUUAUGAUAAUAUAAUCUGAGUAAGUACCAUACUGAUUAUGCACCAUUAAAGAACUCAAGAAAAACACAUCAAUGUUGUAAGUAGUUGACUCUUAGCCCCAGUAUUCUGAGGUCAAAUGGGUUUGGACUGUCUUCAGAAAGAUUUAGCAGUACCUAUCGAGUAUGAACACUGACUUUCUACAUAGGAAAUCAGUACCAGAGUUCAGUAGCAGGCAGUAUUACAGGUUAACAGAACUAUUUGGCCUGGUUAAUAUAUACUCAGAUGGCUCCUCUUUCUAGUUAGGGCUAUUACCAUUCAUCACCCUUCUCAAAGUAAUGAAGUAUUGUACAGUCAGCUGUGGUGUCCAUGUUGCUCUGGUCUUUUCCUUGCUUACAGGCCACUUUCACAUUGAACAUUUGUGAGGCAGAUGCACUGGGAUGCCUACCCUUGUUAGUAUUCAUUUUAUGCUGCCCAAGAUAGCAUUUAAUUUAGACUUAAACAUAUUUUCUUGUGAUCAUAUUACUCUGUCCGUGUUAAUAAAGUGCUGCUGUGUUUGACUCUGAA